This is a messenger RNA of Eptesicus fuscus (big brown bat), 721 nucleotides long. RefSeq names its product stress associated endoplasmic reticulum protein family member 2 (gene SERP2). Gene Ontology annotation, biological process: endoplasmic reticulum unfolded protein response. The transcript is spliced from 4 exons. NCBI's taxonomy places the organism in Eukaryota, Metazoa, Chordata, Mammalia, Chiroptera, Vespertilionidae. The coding region runs from base 135 to 332 and encodes 65 amino acids. The record is from RefSeq and is a predicted model, not a curated record. Gene Ontology annotation, cellular component: endoplasmic reticulum.
CACCGCAGAGCCCCACGGCCCAGUGGCUCCGUGCGCUGCCAGCGCCCCGGCUCCGGUGCGGGAGGUCCCGCGGCAGCGCAGCCUGGGGCGCGCUGGGCAGGUGGGAGCUCAGAGUUCUUCCAAGAGCCCAAGCCAUGGUGGCCAAACAGCGGAUCCGGAUGGCUAACGAGAAGCACAGCAAGAACAUCACCCAGCGGGGGAACGUGGCCAAAACCCUGAGGCCGCAAGAGGAGAAAUAUCCUGUGGGACCAUGGCUGUUGGCACUGUUUGUUUUUGUUGUCUGUGGCUCAGCUAUCUUUCAGAUCAUUCAGAGCAUAAGGAUGGGCAUGUGAGGAGGCCCGGAAUAUGGCACUGCUCUUUCCGCUGGAGGGUGAGGACCUCUUAAGCUCUUAGCCGGGAAUCUGGGAAGUGAGCAGGCCACACAGAACAAAAAACAAACAAAAAAAAGGAUCUGCAGUUAUUCCCUGAUCACUUCACCGUGGAUGUCAGACCAAAUUGCCUUCUCACAGGACAUCUUGGUACAUCCGUGCUCUGGAGCGGAAAAGACACUUGCUUUUCUGUGGGCAGGAUGGGCAGCUCCCGGGUGCCUGCCGCACUGCUGUCUUUGGUUCAGGAAUGCUUGCAUGCGGCACUCUGAAGGAUCGCCGGCUUACGUUCUACGGAUACAAUCUCUCCUCCACUGGGAACUGGUUUUAUAAAUAAAUGUCUUUGUUCAACCCUA